AUGGCCACCAAAACUAGCUCCUCCGUUGCUUUUUUCCUCACCCUCAACAUCCUCUUCUUUGCACUUGUCUCUGCUUGCAGCACGUGCUAUGGUCCAACUCCAAACCCAAGGCCGAAUCCCAGGCCAAGGCCAAGGCCCAGCCCUUCAGGUGGUUCAAGCCCAUCGGGUGGCUCUAGCCCAUCUGGAGGGUCUAGUCCUUCAGGUGGCUCCACCCCCUCGGGUGGUUCUAGCCCUUCAGGAGGCACGUGCCCUCGUGAUGCACUCAAACUUGGGGUAUGCGCAAAUGUGCUAAACGGGUUGGUGAAUGUGACAUUGGGUCAACCACCAGUGACCCCUUGCUGCUCCCUUCUCGACGGCCUCGUUGACCUUGAGGCGGCAGUGUGCCUCUGCACUGCACUCAGAGCAAACAUUCUGGGCAUUAACCUUAACCUUCCCAUCUCACUCAGCUUGCUCCUUAACGUUUGCUCAAGACAAGUCCCACGUAACUUCCAGUGUGCCUAA
Molecule: messenger RNA, 501 nt
Organism: Abrus precatorius (Indian licorice)
Lineage: Eukaryota; Viridiplantae; Streptophyta; Magnoliopsida; Fabales; Fabaceae
Product: 14 kDa proline-rich protein DC2.15-like
Exons: 1
Coding region: 1-501 (166 amino acids)
Source: RefSeq, a predicted model, not a curated record